Molecule: messenger RNA, 1945 nt
Organism: Notothenia coriiceps (black rockcod)
Lineage: Eukaryota; Metazoa; Chordata; Actinopteri; Perciformes; Nototheniidae
Product: butyrophilin subfamily 3 member A3
Exons: 8
Coding region: 18-878 (286 amino acids)
Biological process (GO): immune response; positive regulation of T cell proliferation; T cell costimulation
Cellular component (GO): external side of plasma membrane
Source: RefSeq, a predicted model, not a curated record
ACAGCGGACACAGCACAAUGGCAUCCCCUUCCAACCCACAGUGUUUCCCGAGUUCCCUCUUCCGGCUGUCCCAGUUGUAUAUUAUUAUGACUGGUGCUAUUUCUGUCACAGGAAGUGCUGUACUGAUUCAGAAUCAGUACAGAGGAGUGGUUGGUGGAAAUGUGACUUUUUACUGCCCCGUUGAUGAAAAUAGGACACUAGGCUUAAUGUACAUUCAAAGGGGCAACACGUACGUGAAUGGAUACUAUAUAAGAGAGAAAACAUCGGCUACGGUAUGGAGCAACACAAGAAUCGAUACUAAGAAGGGAACGAUGCACAUGUCCAAUUUGAAUGUCUCACAUCAAGGGGAUUAUCAGUGCUAUACCAUGAACAGUGGCAAUGACUUACCCCUAGUUCGAACUGAUAUGCACCUCAGUGUCACAGGAAACUACAGUGAACCUGCCCUUACAAUGGACUGCUGUGAUGAAAGUCCUCCCUUGAGUUGCCUACUGACAUGUGUCGCGCAUGGCGGCUACCCGCAAGCAGAAGUGAAGUGGAACGUAUCACAGACUCACACUUUGAAGUUUAUGAACAACAUUACGAGAGAUAAUGUCACCAAGUUGGUCAACACUUCCAGCACUGCACGCCUCAACUGCUCCAAUGGAGAGAUGUUCAUCAGCUGCUCUGUGGGCAACCUCAGAUCAGAACUGUUAUCAAUCUGCAAACCCAAAUAUACAUCUUAUCCUCCCUGGCCUCAUGUGAUAAUCAUUGCAGUGUUGGCUGCCGGUUUUACGGUUGUUAUGGUUGUUACGUUGCUGUGGUGGAAAAGCAAGAAAUGUAAGAAAGGGGAACAUGAAGACAUUAAUGAAGAUGAGGAGGAGGGAAUAAGCCUCAAUUAAAAAAAAAGAAGAGGAAACUUGAGUGCUAGAUGAAGAGGAAUGCCUGAUUUAUUUGUAGGGCCAUUUCCCAGAAAAAUCUCACUAAAGUGUAAAUUACAUAAUGUGACUGCUGCCCGCGUACCAACCAUAGACUGUAAACUAUACCUUAUACCGGUACCAACUCACUGGACAGCCUACUGUCAACAUGUCGCUGUAAUUUGAAUAGAGGCAAGUGUUUGAGGAAGUAUUAUUUAUCAGAUUACUGUAAUAGGGGAAGUACAGUGCAUCAUUGAACGGAGAAAAUCUUACUUAAAUGACUGGCAAAAGUCUCUGGGGACAAACUCCCCAGCACUGUGAAGAAUGAAAUCAUAUCACAAAUGGUAAAAUGUGUGUUUUACUGUAUCACUGACCUCUACUGACAUAAUUUAAUCUGUUACAUAAAUUAUUGUGUUUCAUCUUUUUGAAAUACAGAACAUUGUUGUUGUUGUUGUUGCUGUUGUUGCUGCUGCUGCACUUGAAAACGUUCUAUUAAUUUAUUCAAUGUAUAUAUUAGAGCGUUAUUUUUAUCAAUAUAUAUUUUAAAAAUGUACUGUGGUUCCCCUAUUUCGUCUAGGAUUAUUCUGUUUUCAGUUUAUUCUGUAAAUAGUUUCAGUAUGAGAAGCUGAGAAAAGUAAAGAAAUAGACGUCAGAAUAAUGUUUGCACAUAAAUAGUUCUCUGCGGUAUAGUAAAGUAAAGUAAAGUAUUAUAGUAAAUUCCAAUAUUUUAGGAUUUCCUUGUAAAAGUGCAAUAUUCAAUACAAAUGAUUUUUUAGCUAAAAAUGUUGGUCUCUGUCAGAACUUAAGUAAUUGGUUUUCUGGUGACUGUUCUCCUAUUCAAUAUUUAUGUUGCAACAUAUUUAGUUAAUUUUAAGGAUUUAUUUCUCAAUAUCAUUCUAUACUAUUCGGGUAAGCUGGCUUUUCUUCCUCAUUCCAAAGAAUUGCCAAUAUCUCAAACUGCUUCUUUCAUUUCCGUAAUUUGUAGCAAACAAUCCUGUUAGAUGGCUAUGUUAACUCAAUUUUAAAUGAGUUCAUUUGUAUUCUUUGGUAAU